Anguilla anguilla (European eel) is the source of this 1223-nucleotide messenger RNA. RefSeq names its product sodium/potassium/calcium exchanger 1-like. The record is from RefSeq and is a predicted model, not a curated record. Bases 1 to 1125 code for a protein of 374 amino acids. NCBI's taxonomy places the organism in Eukaryota, Metazoa, Chordata, Actinopteri, Anguilliformes, Anguillidae. The transcript is spliced from 3 exons.
AUGGUGAUGAGAAAUGUAUAUGCAGCACUGAAGUUGGAUAGUGUGGAUGAGUUACAGGGGCAGGAGUCUGAGCCGGAUAGUGUGGGCGCAUUACAGAGGCAGGAGUCUGGGCAGGUUGGUGUGGGUGUGUUACAGGGGCAGGAGUCUGGAAAGGACAGUGUGGGUAGUGUGGGUGUGUUACAGGGGCAGGAGUCUGGGCCGGAUAGCGUGGCCGUGUCACAGGGGCAAGAGUCUGGGCCGGAUAGUGUGGGCGACUUACAGGGGCAGGAGUCUGGGCCGGAUAGUGUGGGCGACUUACAGGGGCAGGAGUCUGGGCCGGAUAGUGUGGGCGACUUACAGGGGCAGGAGUCUGGGCCGGAUAGUGUGGGCGAGUCACAGGGGCAGGAGUCUGGACCGGAUAGUGUGGGCGAGUCACAGGGGCAGGAGUCUGGGCCGGAUAGCGUGGGCGAGUCACAGGGGCAGGAGUCUGGGCCGGAUAGUGUGGGCGACUUGCAGGGGCAGGAGUCUGGGCCGGAUAGUGUGGGCGACUUGCAGGGGCAGGAGUCUGGGCCGGAUAGUGUGGGCGACUUGCAGGGGCAGGAGUCUGGGCCGGAUAGUGUGGGCGACUUGCAGGGGCAGGAGUCUGGGCCGGAUAGUGUGGGCGACUUGCAGGGGCAGGAGUCUGGGCCGGAUAGUGUGGGCAACUUACAGGGGCAGGAGUUUGGGCCGGAUAGUGUGGGCGAGUCACAGGGGCAGGAGUCUGGGCCGGAUAGUGUGGGCGAGUCACAGGGGCAGGAGUCUGGGCCGGAUAGUGUGGGCGAGUCACAGGGGCAGGAGUCUGGGCCGGAUAGUGUGGGCGAGUCACAGGGGCAGGAGUCUGGGCCGGAUAGUGUGGGCGAGUCACAGGGGCAGGAGUCUGGGCCGGAUAGUGUGGGCGAGUUACAGGGGCAGGAGUCUGGGCCGGAUAGUGCGGGCGAGUCACAGGGGCAGGAGUCUGGGCCGGAUAGUGUGGGUGAGUCACCGGGGCAGGAGUCUGGGCUGGAUAAUGUGGGCGAGUCACAGGGGCAGGAGUCUGGGCCGGAUAGUGUGGGCGAGUCACAGGGGCAGGAGUCUGGGCCGGAUAGUGUGGGCGAGUCACAGGGGUAGGAGUCUGGGCAGAAUGGCUUAAAUGAGCUGCAGCUGAAGGGCGAAGAAAUGGACAAGACAGUUCCAGCUCUCCAUGUCUUGAAAGGAUGUUGAGGGUA